CCAAGUAUAUUGAUACGAAAUGAAAUAAAACUGACAAUGCUGGACCAAAUGCUGAACCAAGACAGUAAACACCUUCUAGGAAGACAAAGCUCUUUCCACGACUUAUUGCGUCGGUCUGCAAUGCAAUUUCAGGCCAGGAGGAUUGCCGUACCCCCACUACCUAUUCCUGUCAUCAACCUUCCAAAAAGAGGGCAAUAUGCACUCACGUUAACGCUGUAUAUCACACAAGCGAAGAACUUGAUUAUAUUACAAGAAACGAACAUAAACCUGGGAUUCCCAAAUCGAUCGGUUAAGAAUCCAAACAGAAAUCCUGCAAUGAUCGAUGCUGCCAAUGUUGAACGAAGCUAA
Molecule: messenger RNA, 348 nt
Organism: Paramuricea clavata
Lineage: Eukaryota; Metazoa; Cnidaria; Anthozoa; Malacalcyonacea; Plexauridae
Source: the annotation of a GenBank genome assembly